CCAUGAAGAACAAAUCAAAUCAACUGAUGACAAUUACAAUGAUUACAAUGAUAAAAAUGAGCCAUUCCAUGAAGAACAAAUCAAAUCAACUGAUGACAAUUACAAUGAUUACAAUGAUAAAAAUGAGCCAUUCCAUGAAGAACAAAUCAAAUCAACUCAUGACAAUUGCAAUGAUAAAACAAAUGAGCCAUCCCAUGAAGAACAAAUCAAAUCAACUGAUGACAAUUACAAUGAUUACAAUGAUAAAAAUGAGCCAUUCCAUGAAGAACAAAUCAAAUCAACUGAUGACAAUUACAAUGAUUACAAUGAUAAAAAUGAGCCAUUCCAUGAAGAACAAAUCAAAUCAACUGAUGACAAUUACAAUGAUUACAAUGAUAAAAAUGAGCCAUUCCAUGAAGAACAAAUCAAAUCAACUGAUGACAAUUACAAUGAUUACAAUGAUAAAACAAAUGAGCCAUCCCAUGAAGAACAAAUCAAAUCAACUGAUGACAAUUACAAUGAUUACAAUGAUAAAAAUGAGCCAUUCCAUGAAGAACAAAUCAAAUCAACUGAUGACAAUUACAAUGAUUACAAUGAUAAAAAUGAGCCAUUCCAUGAAGAACAAAUCAAUUAACUCAUGACAAUUACAAUGAUUACAAUGAUAAAAAUGAACCAUUCCAUGAAGAACAA
Molecule: messenger RNA, 669 nt
Organism: Owenia fusiformis
Lineage: Eukaryota; Metazoa; Annelida; Polychaeta; Sabellida; Oweniidae
Source: the annotation of a GenBank genome assembly